Molecule: messenger RNA, 933 nt
Organism: Parnassius mnemosyne (clouded apollo)
Lineage: Eukaryota; Metazoa; Arthropoda; Insecta; Lepidoptera; Papilionidae
Source: the annotation of a GenBank genome assembly
AUGCCUGAAGAACCCACCUCGUCAACUAGUUCGGCCGGUCUGUCGAAUGCAAGCGAGCAGUGUGUGGAAUUUGCCGUUGAGAAUGGAUUAAUCCCUGCCACUAAGGAGUGCCGCACCCAUAGAGUGCCAAUGAAAGUGGAAUAUGGGCAAAAUAAAAAUGUGGGCUCCUUUGUAUGCAAUAAAGGAAAUUGCAGAGCCCGAUCCAGGGUAGCUCGUAGCAAGGACACCUUGUUUGAAAAUAUUAAAAUAUCAUUGGCACGGGUAUUCUAUCUGAUGUACUGUUAUGCACAUUGCUGGAGCUAUGAAGAUGCAAUCCAUGAAAACCCUGAAAAAGAUAAAGUCUCCAUAGAGACUGUCUGCGAUUGGUACAAUUACUGCCGUGAGACAGUCGUCUUUUACCAAAUAGAGCGAAAAGAGGCCAUCGGCAAGACUGGUGGAACAGGAAAAGUUGUCCAAAUAUACGAGUCAAAAUUUGGAAAACGGAAAUAUAAUAAAGGAAGGCGGAUUGAGGGCCACUGGAUCCUCGGCCUCAUUGAGGAUGGAAGUGAAGAUUUGCGACUAGAGGUGUGCCCCGAAAACAUCAGGUCAGCGGACGCACUAGUGCCCCUAAUUAAUAAACAUGUGGCUGAGGACACCACAGUCCAUACAGACUUCUGGAGGGCGUAUGAUUUUUUGGGGGAACAUGGGUACAUUCACAAGAAGGUGAACUAUUCCGAUCCUGAUAACCCAUUUGUUAUCCCUGAUGGUACUCACACUCAAAGGAUUGAAUCGCAAUGGCGGGUGGUUAAUAGAUUCUUCAAAAAAUACAAUUAUAACCACCCAGAAAACUUUGCAGAUAUUAUUACAGAAUAUUUGUGGAGGAGGUCAGUCCAAAGAAACAAAAAGGAUACUUUUAUGAAAUUAAUUAAAGCAAUUAAAUAUGUCUAUAAAUAA